CUGGCAAGAAAUUGGGUUGGUGACUGCGUGGAUAACCAUAAGCAAUGCAUAUAUUCUAAGGGUGAUACCGGCUGGUAUCCAACAAGACUCUUGGACCUCGGUGAAUCAACAGAGGACUUUGUGUUGAACAAACAGAAAUACCCUCAGCUUAUAAAGGGGUUACCCUUGGAUUCGAUGCCCCGGUUAUUCCAGGAUACCAUCUCAGUUGCGUGCUCACUUGGAGUGCAGUAUCUAUGGAUCGAUUCACUCUGUAUAUUCCAAGACAAGGACGACAAAACCGACUGGGCGCAUGAAGCAUCACUCAUGGACAAAGUGUACUCACACUCUUACUGCAACAUAUCCGCAGCAGACGCCGAAAACUGUUCAUGGUCGCUAUUCAACGCCCGAGAUCCUCAUUCCAUCAAUCCGGAAACACUCACCCUGGAUAUUGUCAGCGAUGAAAUUGGUGGGAUGAUUCCGGUUCAGUUUUACGUGUAUAAUUGUGAUUUUUGGUUCGAGCAGGUUAGCACCGCAUUGGUAAACAAGCGUGCCUGGGUCCUCCAAGAACGCAUCCUAGCCCCUCGCGUCCUGCAUUUCGGAGAACGCCAGUUAAUGUGGGAGUGCUGUGAAAAAGACGCGGCAGAAGUGUUUCCUCACGGGCUUCAUCCGGAACUUGCGGCAUCUGGAAAUGUGCGAUUUAAAUCCUUCAAUCUUGAGCUGGAUCAGGUGGCGCGGCUUUUAUGGAACCGGAUCAUUUGGAAAUACACAGGAUGCGACAUUUCUCGGUCUGAAGAUAAACUGAUUGCCUGCUCGGGGAUAGCGAAAAGAUUUGAAUCAUUGCUACAAGAUACCUACGUAGCUGGCAUUUGGCUUGGGCCCGGACUAAGGCCGGGCGUGUACCGGGCUCCUUCCUGGUCCUGGGCAUCAAUUGAUGGUGUUAUCUGGCCGUCUACGUGGCCUCAAGAUGGCUGUCUGUUCGAAAUUGAGGAUGUGCACCUCAGCUACGCGACGCCCGACAAGACGGGUGGUAUAACGGCUGGCUGGUUACGCCUGCGCGGAGUUCUU
Molecule: messenger RNA, 1044 nt
Organism: Neurospora tetrasperma FGSC 2508
Lineage: Eukaryota; Fungi; Ascomycota; Sordariomycetes; Sordariales; Sordariaceae
Exons: 4
Source: RefSeq, a predicted model, not a curated record